Arachis stenosperma is the source of this 1562-nucleotide messenger RNA. Its product is annotated as putative GEM-like protein 8. The record is from RefSeq and is a predicted model, not a curated record. NCBI's taxonomy places the organism in Eukaryota, Viridiplantae, Streptophyta, Magnoliopsida, Fabales, Fabaceae. The transcript is spliced from 4 exons. Bases 267 to 872 code for a protein of 201 amino acids.
CUAUUUUUAUAUUUUAUUUUUGUCUUACUAGAAGCAUAUUGUAAAUAUUUUAUUCUUAUGCUUUGUGAUCUUAGUAGUUUUCAAUGACAAUGAUUUCUGUGUUAAUAAUAUUUAUAAUUUCAGACUUUGGUUUUUUCAAACCCACCUUUAAUCAGAUAUUACCUUGGACGGCUGUAACAAGAAUAUAGCAAAUAUAAUCUGUGUUAUAUUUUCAAGAAUUAUUCAAACUUGCAUAUUAGGUGUUUGAGAUUUGUUUUCACUCACUCAUGAUGAAGUCCUUUGGUACCUCUCCUAGGAAAUGCUUUUCAAGUUCCAACUCUGAUGAUAGCUUUGAAUCCACCAUAACAAACAAAGAAAGUGUAGAGAGUGGCACAAGAAAAAAAGGCAGCAGCAGUUUUGCAUCUAGGAUUCAUGAACAUGUGAAAAUUGGUUCAAAACUAUCUGAGACUUUAAAGGGAAAGUUGAAUUUGGGAAAAAAGAUUAUACAAAAAGGUGGGAGAGGGAACAUUUUUAAGCACAUUUUUGGGAUGCAAGAAGAUGAGAAACUCUUGAAGGCUUCUCAGUGCUAUUUAUACACCACAGCUGGUCCUAUUGCUGGGGUUCUCUUUGUUUCCACCAAAAAGGUUGCAUUUUGCAGUGAAAAUCACAUAACUUUCUCUUCUUCAUCUGGAGAGUUAGUCAGUGCACCUUACAAGGUUUUGAUACCAGUACAAAAGAUAAGAGAAGUACAUGAAAGCCAGAAUGUGAACAAGUUAAAGCAGAAGUACAUAGAAAUAGUUACUGAAGAUGAGUAUGAAUUUUGGUUUAUGGGAUUUUUGAGGUAUGAAAAAGCUUUAAAGAAUCUCCAUAAAGCAAUUUCUAAUACAAAUUAAUCACAGGAAAAAGAAAAUUUAUUGAUUGUAAUACAUCAAGUAGUUUUGUCACACUAGAUUUGAUGAGAUUGAAAAGUUUUUUUUUUUUUUGUAUGACCAUUUUUUGUAGGUUUAGUAUUAAUAUAAUCUGUGUUCUGUCUUUUUUCCUUUCUUUGAAACAAAAAAUGUGUAUAAACUUAAAGGAGCCAAAAUAGUGAUACUAGUUGAAAUAUGAAUUGUAUAUAAUUUGUGUUGUUGUAAAAGAUGCAUACCAACUGUUUGAUUAUUUUCCACAAUGAAUAGAGAAGGCUUGUGAAGUUAACAUAGGUGGAUUUCGAUCUGAGUUUGAUUACACAUCAAUUUGCUCAGUUUUGUGCUUUUCUUGAAAUACAAUUUUGUUGAAUUGUAGAAUUUACUACAAACAUAAAAAUGGAGCAGAGUAUUAGGCUAUCUAAGGAAGUAGGUUUAGCUUGGAUGAGUUAGACCCUCUUUUACCCCCCUAUCUUUGAUUUGAUGCAUAACAUUUUUUUAAUUAAUAGAGGGUUAUAUUAACACUUCCAAAAAAAAAAAAAAAUAGGGUUUCAAUAUUCAUUUAAGUCGAGUACAUCACAAAAUGCACAUCAUUGUUUACACUGAGACAAAACACAAAAGUUUAUAUUUUGCAUAACAUGAAAAUAUCAAACAGUAUAUAUUAAAAUUAAUUACUAAAAU